CACACCGGAACACAACACGUUUCUCAGAUGUCGAGCUGACGGCGAGUCUUCGCAGAUUUUAUGUUCAGUUUUCUUGGAAAAUGUCGGUGUUUCACGACGAAGUAGAGAUCGAAGACUUUGAAUAUGACGAGGACACGGAGACGUAUUACUUCCCGUGUCCCUGCGGAGACAAGUUCGCCAUAACUAAAGAGGAUCUGGAGAACGGCGAGGAGGUGGCGACGUGUCCGAGCUGCUCGCUCAUCGUUAAAGUCAUCUACGAUCAGGAGUCAUUCAUGUCUGGAGAAACCAUCGAAGCUCCAUCGUUGUCUUCAGAAACCAAACUGGAAUUGGUUCAGUCCUGACCCCCAUCGGGACACGUCAGCUGCGUCUGUGAAUAGUUUUCUGUUACGUUUUGUUUUCUACAUGCUUCAUCACAGCUGGUUGUGGUUUUCCACCCCUUAACGCCCCCCUUCUGCCUCUCCGAAACUCACCGCAGCGGGAUUGGUGCUCCGGGUCCUGGUAGCCGGCAGGACUCAAACCGGACGCUCCACGACCAGCACCAAAACGAACCCACCACGCCACUGAGUCCCCUUCCCUCUGAACCAUCAAGUCUCUACUUUGAAAUUUGAGCCUCUAGAAUCCUCUGAGCCUCAGUAAGGGAUCGAACACCCAACCUCAGAUCCUCCAAGCAGUCCUCACGAGGACUGACCACACGUCCUCAGGACUUCAGAGCACGACUCCACCAUCCUGAGCUGGGAAAUCAGACAGCUGAACCUUAUUUCUUGGUAGUUUUGAGUCCUCCAUCGUGACCAUCUUGUUUAUCCUCAAACAUUGUUUUGAAGUUAACACCCAGAGGACGACUUUAAACCUGGAAAAACGGGGUUCACCUGUCUGAUCUGGUAGCGCAGGAUGUCAGAAGACUGCUUACAAGUUUCGAGGUUGUGAGUUUGAGCCACUCACUCACAUAUUAUUAUACUUAGAGUUGUCUGCAUUAAUAAGCAGACAAACAUUAAUAUGUAUGAUAAUAAACACAUUUUUCUGACGUAAUUUUGUUCUUUUCUUU
Molecule: messenger RNA, 1042 nt
Organism: Chelmon rostratus (copperband butterflyfish)
Lineage: Eukaryota; Metazoa; Chordata; Actinopteri; Chaetodontiformes; Chaetodontidae
Gene: dph3
Product: diphthamide biosynthesis 3
Exons: 3
Coding region: 81-341 (86 amino acids)
Biological process (GO): protein histidyl modification to diphthamide
Molecular function (GO): metal ion binding
Source: RefSeq, a predicted model, not a curated record